CAGCCACGGGGCUGCACCGAGGGAAUGGGGAUGCCACUGCCCCGGCGGGCUGGGGCAUGAGGCACUCUGAACAUUGGAUGAAAAGCAGGGUCGGUGCACCUCCUGCCUGGGCUAGGGGCUCAGCAUGGCUCAGGGAACCCUGAGCACGCAGCCCUAGCCCUGGAGGGGUGGGCGGGUGCCUUUCCCUGGAAGAGCUGCCACCAGGCAGGGGAGCCCAGGGACCCCUUGGCCAGCAAGCCCUGCUUCUGAGCAGCUGGCUGGCCACGGAGACAGAGACACGGGGGCAUCUCUCAGUCCGUGUCCAGGCUAUGCACCACAGGAGGUGGUCCCAGCUGCCCUGGAAGUCAAGCAACAGCACGGCGAAGAGAUGGGGGACACGGGCAGGGAGCAGCGGACCUGAGCUGCUGCUCACGUGGAGCUCCUAGGCAGCCACAGCCUCUAGCUCUGACCCUCGUAGCCAGGAAAUGCUGGGGAUUUUCUGACCUCUGCCAGAUUUGGAACAAGCUCUAAGGACAUGGGACUCCACCUUUAUCUUCUGCUUCUCUUCCCACAUCUGGCAGGGGCCAUCCUGGACAUCACCCUGGUCGCCAACGUGCAGAGUCUGUCCCACUCCGACUUCUUCCUCUCCUGCGUCAUGGGGGAGCACGACGUGAGCUACCUGCAGAUCGAGCGGGAGAACAAGAUCGUGAUGACGCACCCCAAAAUGGGCUUCCAAAACUACCGCAACCGCAGCAACCAAGUCCAGGCCAGGGGCUUCUCCAAGGCGGACCUGGUGGGGAUCCUCUACUGCCUGGGGCGCACCCCGACCGAGCAGGCCCAGGUGGUCUAUGUGCACAACAGCCACAAUGCCCACCUCUUCCCAGUGAAGGCCACACAGUCUGUGAAUGUUGCCGAGGUGGCCACCUUCUCUGCCAGGAUCCUCAAGAGGAAGGAGACAGAUGUUAUGUGGAAAAGAAACGGCACCUACUACCAAACCACAGACCGGGGCGAGGUGCAGGAUGACCACGUCGUUCUGACACUCCCCAAUGUCAGUGUCAGCGAAAACGGUGUCUACAGUGCCACAUUCAUGGGGGACAGCCCUCUGUGGAGUGCCUUCUACCGCCUCAUUGUGAGAGCCUGCCCUGCUAAGAAAUGGGGACCAUCCUGUCAGAAGGACUGUCCCGACUGUCUGAACGGCGGCAUCUGCCAUGACCACGUUGGCGAAUGCAUCUGCCCUCCAGGGUUCAUGGGCACCCGCUGUGAGAGAGCCUGCCAGGAAGGCCAGUUUGGCCGCAACUGCCAGGAGACGUGCCAGAGAGCCCAGGGCUGCCGGGGGCUGAGCUUCUGCCUUCUCGACCCCUAUGGCUGCUCCUGUGCCUCAGGCUGGAGUGGCUCCCGCUGCGACCAAGCCUGUCCCUCAGGAUUCUAUGGCCCUGACUGUGCCCUGGAGUGCACCUGCCAAAAUGGAGGCAGCUGUAACCGCUUCAGUGGCUGUGUCUGCCCUGCAGGCUGGCAUGGGCAGCACUGUGAGAAGUCAGACCGGUUCCCCCAGAUCAUCCAUCUGGCCUCAGAGCUGGAGUUCAACCUGGGCUCAGAGCCCAUCAUCAGCUGCGUGGCCAUUGGCAACCCACUGCCCACCAGGGACAGCGUGGAGCUGCGCAAGGCUGAUGGCACUGUGCUCAAGGUCAUCAAAACCAUCAUCGAGCCGAAGCAGAUCACCUGCGAGUUUGAGGCACGGCACCUGACAAAGGCGGACACAGGGCUCUGGGAGUGCCGGGUCUCCACGACCGGGGGCCAGGACAGCCGGAAGGUCAAGGUCAAUAUCCGAGUGCCACCAGUGCCCUUGAGUGCCCCCCGGCUGUUGGCCAAGCAGAGUCGCCAGCUUGUGGUGUCACCUGUGGACAGCUUCUCUGGGGACGGACCCAUCACCUCCAUCAAGCUCUUCUACAAGCCCAAGGAUGACAAUUCUGCUUGGUCAUCCAUUGUGGUCGACAACAGCGAGAACAUCACCCUCAUGAACCUCCGGCCGGUCACCGCCUACAUCGUCAAGGUGCAGCUGAGCCGGCCAGGGGCUGGUGGGGAGGGCAGCAAGGGUCCCGAAGCCAUCAUGGUGACUGACUGCCUUGAGCCCACAGUCAAACCUGUGAUCGAAGGCUGGUCCAUAGAAGAGAAAAAUAUGCUUCAUGUCAACUGGAAGUUGCCAAGCAACCAUGAGCCAGCACAUGGGUUCAUUGUCCACCUCUUUGACUCUGCAAGGCGGUUGGUCUCUGAGAAAAACGUCACGUCCAUCUCUGUGCUCUCUGCCCGCAUCGGGGACUUGGAGUUUAACAAGGAGUACAGGCUGGAGGUGCUGGUGUACCACUGCACCAGCCUGGGGCCACCCUCUGACCCCUAUAAGGUCAUGAUCAACAGUAAAGGGCCCUCCUCUCCGCAGUUGCUCUUGGCAGAGCCCGUGUCCGACACUGCGGUCAGGCUCUCCUGGCAGGUGCCCGAGUACCCCAAUGGGGGCAUCACCAAGUACAUCGUGGAGCUGCAGCAGGUGGGGGGCACCAGUGAACCCCAGUGGAUUGACACCGACAGCGGCGCCGAGACCACCAAGAUUGUUGGGGGCCUCAAUUCCAGCACCAGCUACCAGUUUCGUGUCCGUGCCAACUCCCAUGUGCCAGGGGAAUGGAGCCUGCCUGUGAAAGCCAAGACCCUUGGGGAUGGAGUGCUGAGCGUGCCGCCCAGCCUGGGCAGCCAGAGCACGGAGCAGGCGGGAACAGACCAGCAGCUGCUCUUGGCCAUUGUUGGCUCUGUGUCCGUCACUUGCUUCACCAUCCUCUUUGCUCUCCUGGCACUUUUCCUCAUCAAGAAGAAUUUUUUCCACCGGCGCCGCACCUUUACGUACCAGUCUGGCUCGGUGAGUCCCGCCUGCCCCGCCAGGACCGUGUCCCCUGCUCCCCAGGUCCCAGCCCGAUCCAGGUCACGUUCCAUAGCCUCCAGUCCGGAUGCAGCCAGACCUCACUUCCACACGGAGAGGGGGGAAGAGACCAUCCUACAGUUCAACUCGGGGACCCUCACCCUGACACGCCGGCCCAAGCCGCAGCCUGAGCCCCUCAGCUACCCCAUCCUGGAGUGGGAAGACAUCAAGUUUGAGGAUAUGAUUGGGGAGGGCAAUUUUGGGCAGGUAAUCAGGGCCAUGAUCAAAAAGGACGGCCUGAAAAUGAAUGCAGCCAUCAAGAUGCUGAAAGAAUUUGCUUCAGAGAAUGACCAUCGGGACUUUGCCGGGGAGCUGGAGGUGCUGUGCAAACUGGGCCAUCACCCCAACAUCAUCAACUUGCUGGGUGCCUGUGAGAACAAGGGCUACCUGUACAUCGCCAUUGAGUAUGCUCCAUAUGGAAACCUCCUUGACUUCCUCCGCAAAAGCCGAGUCUUGGAGACAGACCCAGCCUUUGCCAAGGAGCACGGCACUGCCUCCACCCUCACAUCCCAGCAGCUCCUCCAGUUUGCUUCGGACGUGGCCAAGGGGAUGCAGUACCUGAGUGAGAAGCAGUUCAUUCACAGGGACCUGGCAGCAAGAAACAUUCUGGUGGGAGAAAACCUGGCCUCCAAAAUUGCUGACUUUGGCCUCUCCAGAGGGGAGGAGGUCUAUGUGAAGAAGACAAUGGGCCGUUUGCCAGUUCGCUGGAUGGCCAUCGAGUCCCUCAACUACAGCGUGUACACCACCAAGAGCGAUGUGUGGUCAUUCGGUGUCCUGCUCUGGGAGAUUGUCAGCUUGGGGGGGACACCGUACUGCGGGAUGACAUGCGCCGAGCUCUAUGAGAAGCUGCCCCAGGGAUACCGCAUGGAGAAGCCGCGUAACUGCGAUGACGAGGUGUACGAGCUGAUGCGGCAGUGCUGGCGCGACCGCCCCUACGAGCGCCCUCCCUUCGCCCAGAUCUCCAUGCAGCUCAUCCGCAUGCUGGAGGCCAGGAAGGCCUACGUGAACAUGGCCCUGUUCGAGAACUUCACCUACGCGGGGAUUGAUGCCACCGCCGAGGAGGCGUGAGGCUGCGCUGGCCCCAGCCUGCUGGAACAGUGCUGUGGGGACAAGGGGCUGCUUGUCCUCUCCAGGGCCAAGCAGCCAAAUGGCAGUGCCCCUUCCCAAGAGCGCCUUCCCUGUAGCAGGACGAUGCCAUCCCCUCCCUGGCAUGGUGCCAGCCACUUACAGCCCCCACACUGCUGGGACACAUUGGGGUGACCCCCAAGGACAAGCAGCAGCAGGGUGCUGGCAGCAGAGCAGGCAGGAGAGGGCCUCCAUCAGGAGCCAGGGUACUGCCUAAGCCCAUGGACACACAUGCCUAAACUUUGGGGCAAGAGGAGGAAGCAGCAAUACAGCUGCAGCCCUCAGCAUGCUCUGGGCCUGAAGUGGUGCCAGGGGUUGUGAGCAACCCUGCUGGCAUGGGAUGGGGCCACCCUGGCGGGUGCAAAAGAACAAUGUUGGCUGUGCACAGCCUCCAGCUCUGUAGUGGCCCUUCAGAGAUUUCGGCUCUGCCUCAAGGACAAUAAAGAUCAUGCAACAGCUGGGUCCGGAGGAGUGUUGGUGGGGACCCACCUCUGCCCUGCUGACAGCACGGGGGAACAGCAUGUGGGGGCCCAGUGAUCUGCUGCUGUGGUGGGCACUCCUCAGAAUCCUGUUCCCACUGGGGUCCUGUGAUAAUCCCCAGGAAUGUCCCAGCAUUCCCAGGCAAGUCCUGGGUCUCAUCAUGGCACCGUGAUGGGUUUUCUUAGGAUCCAACUGGGAUCUUUUCUCACACACACAAUUUAAGACUUGGUCUUGUCCCCAGACGGAUAUGGAGAACAGACUAUGUCCUUCCUAUGCACAGCUGCCUCUUGCAUGCUUAAAAAUUGUUCCUGCAGCUUCUCCUCAGCUGGCUGGUCUUUAAAGGGAUGGCCCUGCUCCUCCAGCUGGGUCCUGUGGAACUGUGCAACUCCACACCCUUCCCACCCUGGCCAGCUGGCACCUCCCAGCACUGUGCCGAGCUUCCCAAUCUGGCAAGGUGAGGCUGUGUUUGACCAGCCUGCUCCAACUUGUGCUGCCAGGGUGAGCCUCGUGUGCCCGUCCCUCGAGGGUCACCUGGGCUCUGCCCUGGCCCUCCUGGAGGAGCUCCAGUCCCAGUCUUCAGUCCCUCACCUGCACUGCUGCUGUUUGUUACCCCGAGAGUGGUUGGCUUCAGCUUGCUCAGCCCUGGACAUGCCAUCCAGCUGUCUGUCUAUCCAUCUUCUGCAGUCCCACGAGAAGCAAGAGUGGCUCCUGCAGAGCCUGGUAUCCCUGCUGGAGACAGGGACAUUUGCAUUGUCCAGAAGGACAAUGGGCAAGUGUCUUUUAUGCCCAGAAGGUCUCUGAACCCUGUCAAUACCAUUCUGAUUUUCCAUUCUGGCCUUCAGUGCUUUUUAGUGUGAAUUGCAGCUGUUAGUGAGCAGCUGCUCUGCCACAUCUCUGAGGUUCCCAGUGAAUCAGUGAUGGGAACUGGCCCUCACGCCACUUCUUCUGCACCCCCUCUGCUCCCAGCUGGGAACAGUGUCUGGGGCAGUGUCACCAGUGCUGCUCACACCUAGGUCUUUGCUUUUUUUGACAAAAUUUGUCUGUGGCAAGUUGGGGCUGGCAUUUCUCUCCCUUCAGUGCCUCUAGUGCUGUCCUCAGCUGCUGGGCUUGAAGAAGCAAACCUGGCCUUGGUGCACAGGGGACACAUGUGCAAGUGGCUCCUUGUGCCCUGAGCUGUGCAAUAGUGCUGUGCCUUGGCAGGGUGGGAGACCCUCCAGCACCACAAGUAAUGGACUGGCAGGAGGUUGAGCAUGACUGUGGGACCUCAUGUGGUGGCCCUGAUCCUGCACCACCACCACUAGCACCUCCGAGGGCUUUGCCCUCUGUGCCUGCAGCUCUGCUCCCAGCACAGCCAGAGACGGUGCUGCUGGCAGAGCAGACCUGGAGUACACCGGUGCCAGGCGGCACAGGACACAAUGGAGGCAGACCAGCUGUGCCAUAUCCCAUGCUCCCAUGUGGUAGCAGCCCCAACAGCCUGCCCUGCCCCACACAGGGGCCUCCCUAGUUUCUCGGGGGUUGUUUUUCUUCCUAGCCCAUCCUCCCAGCAUGCCAGUAGCCACAAGAGCAGGACAUGCCGCCUAUCUGAUAGGAGCAGUCUCUCUUGGCACUGCGGCCGGCGGCAGAGGGGCUGUGGCCUUGUGGUUUCAGGCACAGGGAAGUGCUGGUGAUGGGGCGGGGGGAGCCCCCAGCCAGGCUUCCUGAGCUGCACAGCCACCACUUCCCAGAUAAAGGUAUUGCCUGGAGGAGCGACAGCAACUCCCAGGACACUGGAAGGGACGAGUGCGGCACGUGUGGCUCUGGCACACAGGUUGCAGGAUGGCAGCCUGCCUGUGCCAGAGCUGGCAGCUCUCACUUCUCCCUGCCAUCCUGCUCAGCCUCCGCAGCCCACCGUCAGCCCCUGAGCCAGUGACAUCCCAAGGUAGGUCCUUGGGGCUAUUUUCUCCCCCAAAGGAUGGGCCAGAGAGGAGCUAGAAUGCCAGGUGUGGGCAACAAGCACCUCACAGCAGCCAAAAUCUAUGGGAUUGGGAAGGGGGCAUUCCAGGACGGUGUGCAGGAAGUGUUCAGGGUGAGCAAUGGAGCGUACUUCUCACCUGUGGGACACCCUGAGAUGCUUGGAGUAAAGGAACAUCCAUGCUCUCUGCAAGCAGAGCUUGGCUGCCCAUGGGUUGCCCCUGAGGAUGGCAGCCUGGUGCUCCCAGUGCUGCUCAGGUAGCAGAGGGGCUCCUCACUCAUCAGACGUUCUCAGAGCUAUGACAUGAUGAGGGUUUUAACAAGACUCAAGUUAACAUCUGGUACAGCUCUGCAUCACGGGAAAUGCAGUGGCACCUCUAGGCUAACCCCAGUGCUCCUGCACCAGCCUUGCUGUCAUGAUCUUACUGUCCUGCUGGACAUCCUCAUCUUAGCUGAUAGCUGGCCCCAGCUGAUAGCUGCACCUGCCAGAGCCACUCCCCAACUUUGUUUCAUUUCAGUAUGAAAUUAUGCAUUCUUUAAGCUCCUCUUUAGCCCCUUUAGAACUUUCUGUAACCCCAUAAAAAGCAUUAAUUGAAUAAAACCCUGUUGAUCUCCU
Messenger RNA from Haemorhous mexicanus (house finch), 7112 nucleotides. RefSeq names its product tyrosine kinase with immunoglobulin like and EGF like domains 1 (gene TIE1). Gene Ontology annotation, biological process: positive regulation of kinase activity; cell surface receptor protein tyrosine kinase signaling pathway; multicellular organism development. NCBI's taxonomy places the organism in Eukaryota, Metazoa, Chordata, Aves, Passeriformes, Fringillidae. Gene Ontology annotation, molecular function: ATP binding; protein binding; transmembrane receptor protein tyrosine kinase activity. The coding region runs from base 515 to 4009 and encodes 1164 amino acids. The record is from RefSeq and is a predicted model, not a curated record. Gene Ontology annotation, cellular component: signaling receptor complex. The transcript has 23 exons.